This is a messenger RNA of Drosophila grimshawi, 582 nucleotides long. Its product is annotated as secreted RxLR effector protein 161-like. NCBI's taxonomy places the organism in Eukaryota, Metazoa, Arthropoda, Insecta, Diptera, Drosophilidae. The record is from RefSeq and is a predicted model, not a curated record. The transcript has a single exon. The coding region runs from base 1 to 582 and encodes 193 amino acids.
AUGAGUCAGUUCAACAGCAAUUACAAUGUCGAGCACUGGAAGGCAGCGAAACGCAUAUUGAGGUAUCUAAGCGGUACAAAGAAAUUGGGCCUGUUAUACAAGCAAACAGGCGAGAAUCUAUUUGGCGUGGUCGAUGCAGAUUGGGGAGCGAAUCUAAGCGAUAGGCGCUCCUAUUCAGGGCAGGCGUUCAUACUAUCUGGAGCAGCUGUGUGCUGGGAGGCACGCAAGCAACGUACUGUGGCACUAUCGAGUACUGAGUCGGAGUACCUUGCGAUGUCCGAAGCGGUCAAGGAGGCACUAUAUCUGAAGGCCCUACUAAACAGUGUUGGCAAAGACUGCGCCACGGUGCGUCUUUAUAAUGACAAUCAGAGCGCACAAAAACUGGUUAAAGGCUUCGGGUUUCACCCGCGUACAAAACAUAUAGAUGUACGCCACCACUUCAUCAAGCAAAAAUACCUGAGCGGCGACAUUGAAGUGGAGUAUAUGCAAACAGAACAGAUGCCAGCAGACGUCCUGACGAAAGGUCUGAGCGGGACCAAACAUCGCGAAUGCAUUUCGAGUUUGGGAGUUACAUAUAUUUAA